Messenger RNA from Gasterosteus aculeatus aculeatus (three-spined stickleback), 2501 nucleotides. It is a transcript of the gene mfsd13al, whose product is annotated as major facilitator superfamily domain containing 13a-like. The record is from RefSeq and is a predicted model, not a curated record. NCBI's taxonomy places the organism in Eukaryota, Metazoa, Chordata, Actinopteri, Perciformes, Gasterosteidae.
GUUGUCACGUGGGAUCCCCCCCAGCCUCUCCGCAGUUUGACAGUUGAAACCAGCAGUUUGUGUUGUAUUCUAAACGCCUUCGUGCUCGGGAAUAUUGGCCGAAUUCACUAUUUUUACUAUUAACAUGCAAAACAACACCGUAACAUAGUUUGGGGAAAUGAUAAUAUCUUGCUGCGACUCGACCGACCGAAAGGUAACUUCGUCGUUACCUGAGUUUACCUGAGCAGGCUUCCUCGCAGAGAAGACGCCUGGCUCCUGGAAAAUGGACAUCUUCAGACGCUCGAUAGAUUUUGGCCUGAAUCCUGCAGCUGUGGCUUACGCCAUGACUACGCUGGGAUCGGCCAUGAUAAACAACGUAUUUAGCUUCUACUAUGUCAAACUCUUUCUCAAUAAGUACAAGAUAUCAGAGGGAGCAUUCCAUCAAUCACAAGUGGUGUACAUGGUUUGGAAUGCAAUCAAUGACCCUCUUUUUGGAUACCUGCAAGACAAUUCCAGAGUGCCCUGCUGCUCUCAGAGACGUCUAUCCAUCCUUUAUGGCGCUCCCCUCUACUCGCUGGCUUUUCUCCUGGCCUGGUUCCCGUGGAGGACCUACACCCCCGGCGACUGGUUGAGCGGGUUACACUUGACCGUGGCUCUGUGCGCUUUUGAUGCCAUGCUGACUUUUGUGCUGCUGGCACAAUGUGCGUUGUUUGCAGAGAUGUCUAGCCACCAUCAGAGCAGGUUAAGACUUAUAAACUACAACCAGGUGGCUUCUCUCCUCGGCUCUUCCAGUGUCCUCUUCUGUGGUAUGCUGUCCAGGAACAUGGAGGAUUUUGCAUCCUUCCAAGCCUUCGCAGUGCUGAUUGCUGUCCUGAGCUGCGUCUGCAUGCUUUACACGGGCCUGCACAGUGAGAGCCGCUUUGAUAACAAAGCAUCUGGAUCCGAUGCCCCAAGGUCUGCCGACGAGACUUCCCAUCAAUCAGGCUGUUCCGUCUCCAUGUUGAAAACAUUGACGUGGCAAAUCCUGAGCAACAGGGACUUUCUGCAUUUUGUGUGCAUGAACUUCUUCCAGGUUUUCAUGUUGGCAUUCUUCAAUAAUUUUACCAUGAUAUUUGCUGAGCACCUGAUUCCUCCAGAUGUGCUUCCAUCCGUCGCCAAAAGCAUCAUGUACGGAGCGGGAUUCAUCUGUCCACAGCUGUUAGUAUUGAGUUGUCGGAAUGUGAUCCAGGAUCUUGGCUACUACCGGCUAAUUCUCUUCACCUUCUACACGGAGGUGGGAAUGGCAGCUCUCAUGCUGGCACUCGGUCCUCAGCACUACUAUUUUAUGGCAUUUUUCCUCACAGCUAACAUGGUCAUAAUCCAAGCCGCCUUCAGUCUUUUUGGCUUGCCUUUGGCUGACAUCAUCGACACAGACCUGCAGAAGUACAAGCGCAGUUCCCCUCUCUCCUCCAUGGUGUUUGGAACAAAUGCUUUGUUCACCAAGCCGUCUCAGUCUCUCGCCCCGAUGAUAGUCCUCACUGUCCUCAACCAGUUUGGAUACGAACAGCUGAAGGACGCUGCAAGGGGUUCAAAUGACAGAGCUGCAGAGAGUCUCCAUAGUGUCAUGUUCUACCUGGUGUGCCUGGUGCCCAUGUGUGUCGCCGCUCUGCAAGCCCUCGCGUGGAGGCCGUUUUCCAUACGCAACAGUCACACCGUCGACAUAAAGUACCUUGACGGCUGACUUAAACAUUUUAGUGUUCAAAGAAAGUUGUUGCUGUUUCCUCAGCUCCAAUUUGAGGAAGUUCUUUGGUGCCAAAUAUGAGAUUGUUCUCCUCCUUUCACUGUAUAUUCCAGGGUUGACUGCACUGAUGUGUGUGGGUGUUUGUGCGUGAGUAUUUUGUUUAGCUACAGUUAAUUAACAGAAGUGUUCUGAAUGGUUGCUAUGCUCGGCAAAUAAGGGCCGAUACCUCACGACUGUUUUGACAGAGGAACUGCACUAUAUUAUUAAUGAAUAUAGAAAUAUUGAAACUUAAAGUAAAUCAAGGCAUUCUCAACAAUUCCUUAUUCAUACUGUAAUGAAAAAUAUCAAUGGUAACAGCCAAAUAUAACUCAAUGCUAUGAAUUAUUUUUAUUUAUACAGACCUGUGUGGCACUGUAUAUUAAAACAGCUGAGGUGAGUGUAGAUGUUUUAAGCCAAGAAGAUGCUAACACCAUUUACGCUUAAUCACAUAAGGCAGAAAGGGGAAAGACUGAAGAAAUAAUUUUGAGUCGAAAGUUGAAAUAUUGCCUCACUGUGAGUUUAUUCUAAGUUGAACAAUCUUUUACACCAAAAGCCUCUCCAGCAUCAGAAACACAAUAUUUUACUUUAUAAAAAUGAGUAAUAUGCCUCUAAUGUCAUUAAUGUUGUUUGGUCAACUUAUCAAAUCAAAAUACUUUUAAAUGUAAUGUUUUAUUUCCAGUGCUUUUGCUUGAAAAUGUUUUUUUUACACAAACCAGCGGUGGGUCAAUAGUUUUGUAUUCUUGAUAUUUUACUAUCAAAAUAU